Molecule: messenger RNA, 1408 nt
Organism: Struthio camelus australis
Lineage: Eukaryota; Metazoa; Chordata; Aves; Struthioniformes; Struthionidae
Gene: MPG
Product: N-methylpurine DNA glycosylase
Biological process (GO): base-excision repair
Molecular function (GO): alkylbase DNA N-glycosylase activity; DNA binding
Source: RefSeq, a predicted model, not a curated record
CGUCCCGCUUUCAAAAAACAAAUACAUGAAGUGAAGGGUGCGCCUGCGGGCUGUGCGUAGCGCCGCUUCAAGCGUUGUUGGCGUGGAAAGGCUUGGCCGGCCUACGCUAGAAACGCUGCGGGGUGCUUCCUGCCGCCAUAAGCAGCAGAGAAAUUGUGUUGGCGCGAUUAUCAGCGCCGCGGACCUCCGUGUAAUGGGUCAGGGUGCCGAGACACCUCCGUGUAAUGGGUCAGGGUGCCGAGACACCUCCGCCGGGCGCUGUAAAAGCUUUAUUUUCUGUGCGUUGUGCUUCCGAGAUCGCGUGCGGUAUAAGGGCCGAGGCAUAGAAAACAACUUUUGGAAGCUUGCAUAUUAAAUUGGUGAAAAAGCUAGAAGAACCAUCUCAGGUUACCUAGUUGCCACAAAUAUAUACUGCAGACUGGAACAGACUGUUCUUCAUCUCUUUGAACUAUGCCAAGAAAAAGAAAGCUUUUGGCUCAAUUAAGUACUCUCCAAAGCAAGUCCAGCUUCCCUCCCUUUGAUGCCUUGGGGAACCUGAAUGUCACCCCGGAUAGAGACUCUUCUCCAAAAAGCAGCAAGUAUUUUGCAGUAGAGAAGAAAAGUUCUUCCCAGCUAGAAUCAGAUUUUUUUAACCAACCCUGUAUUAGUCUGGCCAAGUCUUUUCUGGGACAGAUUUUAGUACGCAAACUUCCUGAUGGCAGAGAACUCCGGGGGAGGAUUGUUGAAACAGAAGCUUAUCUGGGUGGGGAAGAUGAGGCUUCCCACUCCAAAGGUGGGAAGCAAACUCAGCGAAACACGGCAAUGUUCAUGAAACCAGGAACUUUGUACGUGUAUCAGAUCUAUGGGAUUUAUUUCUGCGUGAACGUUUCCAGCCAAGGGGAAGGGGCUGCAGUCUUACUUCGCUCUUUGGAGCCUCUUGAGGGUCUAGAUGUGAUGCGAGAGCUGCGCAGUGCUUCAAGGAAAGGACCCACAAAGCCACUGAAGGACUGGCAGCUGUGUAACGGGCCCUCCAAGCUCUGCCAAGCGUUUGGUAUUGAUAAGGAUUUUGACCAAAGGGAUCUGACUCAAGAUGCAGCCAUUUGGAUGGUGCCUGGGCCAGAACUGCCAGGAGAGCAGGACGUGGUAGCCACAGCCAGGAUUGGUGUUGGCAACAGGGGAGAGUGGGCACAGAAACCUCUGAGGUUUUAUUUAAGAGGGAACAAAUUUGUGAGUGUGGUCGACAAGAAGCUGGAGAGAGAGAUGGCAGCACUGGGCUCCUCCUCUUGCAGCUGACUAGUCUUGCAGGGAUGCCUAGGAGCAGGACUUGGGCUGCGCUCCAUAUGACAGCCUCAAGCUACAUCCUGGCAGCAGUGAGCACAGGGUGACGGCUUGGAAGCUUUUAACAAUAAAUGUACUUUAUCACAAUGAA